GGGGCUGGGAGGCCAGGCUCGGCCAUGAGUGCCCACCUGGCUAUGCCCUACCUGCGCUACCCCGGCACGGUCAGGUAUGGGGACUACUACUGGCUCUCUCCAGGGAGCAUGGACAGCGUGCCCGUGGAGGAGGCUCCGCCACCGGACCCCCUUCCCUUCCCCGCGGCGGAGGAGAUGCCCAGCCAGCCAGAUGUCUCUCCAGCUUCCUCUAGCUCUGGGACGCUCAUCCAGUACACCCCAGACUCUGCCACUAGCCCCACCACAGAACGCCCUUCUCCCCAUCCCUCUUUCCAGAAGGCUAAGGAGGAAGGUGAGGGUGUGGUGAAGAAGGCCAAGAGCCGCACAGCCUUUUCCCAGGAGCAACUGCAAGUCCUGCACCAGCGGUUCCAGAACCAGAAGUACCUUAGCCCCCAGCAGAUCCGGGAGCUGGCUGCUGCCCUGGGGCUUACCUACAAGCAGGUGAAAACAUGGUUUCAGAACCAACGGAUGAAAUUUAAACGCUGCCAGAAGGAGAGCCAGUGGGUGGAAAAAGGCGUGUAUCUACCACAGAAUGGGUUCCACCAGGCUGCAUACUUGGAUAUAACCCCCACGUUCCACCAGGGUUUCCCUGUUGGUGCCAGCAGAAACCUUCAGGCUGUGACCAACAUGCACCAGGCUUAUGGUGGUGGCCAGACUUACGGAAAUGGACAGAGCCUGUACUCGUUUGUGGCUGUGGAGGAUGAGGGGCUCUUUGGAAAAGGUGGGACAAGCUGCAAUACCCAGCAAGCCAUGGGUUUAUUAAGCCAGCAGAUGAACUUCUAUCAUGGCUACCCUGCCGAUAUGGAUUAUGUCAACCUGGAGUCAGAAGACACCUAUGGCUUCCAGAGCACCUCUAGCAGCAUGACACUGUUCUCGAGCUCUCCUGUACGACAUCAGUACCAGGCCCCUUGGCAUCCCUUGGGGACCCAGAGUGGCUAUGAGUCUUAG
This is a messenger RNA of Apus apus (common swift), 966 nucleotides long. RefSeq names its product homeobox protein NANOG-like. Lineage: Eukaryota; Metazoa; Chordata; Aves; Apodiformes; Apodidae. Bases 25 to 966 code for a protein of 313 amino acids. Gene Ontology annotation, molecular function: DNA-binding transcription factor activity, RNA polymerase II-specific; RNA polymerase II cis-regulatory region sequence-specific DNA binding. The transcript has 4 exons. The record is from RefSeq and is a predicted model, not a curated record. Gene Ontology annotation, biological process: regulation of transcription by RNA polymerase II.